AUGUCUGUACGUGCGGUGAUGCGCGCCUUGUGCAAGAACAAGACACUUUGCUAUGGAGUCCCCAUGCUGUUGCUGAUUAUUGAUCCUGAAUUAGAAAAAAAACUGAAAAUAAAUAAAGUAUCAUUGGAAUCAGAGCAUGAGAAAAUAAAGGAUUCUGCUUUUGAUGACUGGAAGAAUAUUCGAGGACCCAGACCUUGGGAAGAUCCCAACCUCCUCCAAGGACGAAAUCCAGAAAUUCUUAAGACUAAGACAACUUGACUCAGUUGAUUCUUUUCU
This is a messenger RNA of Zalophus californianus (California sea lion), 276 nucleotides long. RefSeq names its product cytochrome c oxidase assembly protein COX16 homolog, mitochondrial-like. Lineage: Eukaryota; Metazoa; Chordata; Mammalia; Carnivora; Otariidae. Gene Ontology annotation, cellular component: mitochondrial inner membrane. The record is from RefSeq and is a predicted model, not a curated record. Bases 1 to 258 code for a protein of 85 amino acids. Gene Ontology annotation, biological process: mitochondrial respiratory chain complex IV assembly. The transcript is spliced from 2 exons.